GCAGUGAUCGGAAGUGGCUGCCGCUUCACUGGUAAUGUCAGCUCACCGUCUAAACUGUGGGAUGUCCUAAGAGCACCCACAGACCUCCUUCAGGAAAUCCCGAACACCAGGUUCAACCCCCAUGGGUUUUAUCAUAAAAACAGCGCCCACCAUGGACACUCUAACGUGCGCCAUGCCUACGUACUGAGCGAAGACUUGGCAUGCUUUGAUGGCGACUUCUUUAGCGUGAAGCCUGUUGAAGCAAAAGCAGUGGAACCUCAGCAGCGAUUACUGCUAGAAGUCUCCUACGAGGCGCUAGAGGCCGCCGGUGUGUCGAUUUCAAGCCAAAGAGGUAGUGAUACAGGCGUUUUCGUCGGCGUCAUGUUCAACGAUUACGCUACAAUGCUUCUGCGCGAUUACGAAACGUUGCUAACGUAUUUUGCCACGGGGACUGGCCAGAGCGUCCUGUCAAAUCGCCUAUCUCAUUUCUACGAUUGGCAUGGCCCGUCGGUAACAGUUGAUACGGCAUGCAGCUCUAGCCUUGUAGCCGUUCAUCUGGCCGUCCAGGCUUUACGAUCCGGUGAUUGCCGCAUGGCUCUGGCUUGCGGGGCAAAUUUGAUUAUUGUCCCGGAAAGCUUUAUCAUUGAGAGCAAGCUUAACAUGUUGUCGCCUACUGGUCGUAGUCGUAUGUGGGAUCAGAAAGCUGACGGGUAUGCACGAGGUGAAGGUAUCGCAGCUAUAGUCCUUAAGCGACUAAGUAUUGCUUUGGAGGACGGUGAUCAUGUCGAAUGUGUGAUUCGUGAGACUGGAAUCAAUCAAGACGGAGCCACGCCAGGGAUAACUGUGCCGAGCGCAUCGGCUCAAGAGAUGCUAAUGCGCAGCACUUAUUCUAGAGCAGGACUGGACCUCAAUAAGAAAAGUGACAGGCCACUACUGUUCGAAGCUCACGGCACUGGGACACCUGUCGGCGAUCCCAAGGAAGCUGAAGCUAUCUAUAAGACAUUCAGUACAGGGGCAUUCUCUGUUCCUGACAGCUCGGAGCCGCUGGACGCUCCGAGCGUGAUCUACGCUGGUUCAAUCAAGACGGUCCUUGGACACACCGAGGGAGCAGCCGGCGUUGCGGCGCUGCUGAAGGCAUCACUAGCUAUACAGAAGCAUCAGAUUCCUCUAAACCUCCUUUUUGACGAACUCAGCGACAAUGUUGCACCGUUCUACAAGAACAUCGAGAUUCUGCAAAAACUCCUACCUUGGCCCGCCGCACACACUAGGAGAGCAAGCGUGAAUAGCUUUGGAUUUGGGGGAACCAACGCGCAUGCGAUUGUCGAAAGCUAUGAUGAAGCGAUUAGCGCGGGUACGUCAUUAGCGAGGUUUGUCAAUGGAGACGAGCCUCACUUCACUCUAUUCGUUCUCUGCCCAUUCUGGCCCUUCACUUCGAGCGAUGCUGUCCGACUACGCAGAUUAUCUCAACGAUGAGUCCCUUGGCAUACACCCGUGGGAUCGUGCUUGGACGUUGCGUCAGCGGCGAUCGGUUUUGAGCCAUCCGAUAUCCUUUGCUGCGUGUGCGUUGCCGGACCUGAAAACUAAGAUACAGACUGUUUGUGGGGAAAAUUGAACGAUCCGAAAUUGGCACUAAAGCCCUUUCCGCACAAAAGGGUUGCCAUGGCUCUGGACCGAAGGUCCUCGGUAUAUUUACUUGACAAGGAGUACAGCAUGCCCGCAUGGGCGCCUCGUUGCUUGAGAAAUCAGUUAUAGCACAAGAGAUCGUAUAGCAAUUGCAAUCCUUCGUCGACGCCAUACAAGAACAGGAGUUCCUUGGCGUUUCUUGGUCUUUGCGAGAUGAGCUACUAGCAAAGUCGUCGUCCUCUCGCGUGCACGAUGUUAAGCUUUUUAAGCUGUUAUAUAUAUAUAUAUACCAUAGCGGC
Molecule: messenger RNA, 1901 nt
Organism: Daldinia caldariorum
Lineage: Eukaryota; Fungi; Ascomycota; Sordariomycetes; Xylariales; Hypoxylaceae
Product: thiolase-like protein
Exons: 1
Coding region: 361-1452 (363 amino acids)
Biological process (GO): fatty acid biosynthetic process; secondary metabolite biosynthetic process
Molecular function (GO): fatty acid synthase activity; 3-oxoacyl-[acyl-carrier-protein] synthase activity
Source: RefSeq, a predicted model, not a curated record